Ipomoea triloba (trilobed morning glory) is the source of this 1386-nucleotide messenger RNA. Its product is annotated as dnaJ homolog subfamily B member 4-like. Gene Ontology annotation, cellular component: cytosol. The record is from RefSeq and is a predicted model, not a curated record. Gene Ontology annotation, molecular function: protein-folding chaperone binding. NCBI's taxonomy places the organism in Eukaryota, Viridiplantae, Streptophyta, Magnoliopsida, Solanales, Convolvulaceae. Bases 202 to 1215 code for a protein of 337 amino acids. The transcript is spliced from 3 exons.
UGCGUCGGCUUGUUAGGCUGUCGAGAUAGACCAACAGCACCGCUGAGAGUGCUGACAUCAGAAAUCUUGAAGCUUCUUUCCUUCUUGAAUUGAUAUUCUUUCUUUCCAGACCCAUUCUCUCUGUUCCAAGAUCAAGCCUCAUACAUAUCAAGAUUCUCUGUGUUCAAGUUGGGUUUUAAGUUCAAGAAGAAGAAGAAAGUGAUGGGGGUGGAUUACUACAAGAUAUUGCAGGUGGAUAGGAAUGCAAAAGAUGAGGAUUUGAAGAAAGCUUACAGAAAGCUGGCUAUGAAGUGGCACCCUGAUAAGAACCCUAACAACAAGAAAGAAGCUGAGGCCAAAUUCAAGCAGAUCUCUGAAGCUUACGAUGUUUUAAGUGACUCGCAGAAGAGGGCAGUCUAUGAUCAAUAUGGCGAAGAAGGGCUUAAAGGACAAGCACCACCACCAGAUGCCGGUGGGACAACAUACUUCCAUCCAGGGGACACACCAUUUAGAUUCAACACCAGAAAUCCCAAUGAUAUUUUCGCUGAAAUUUUUGGUGGCUCGAGUCCAUUUGGUGGUGGAAUGGGAGGUGGUAGCCGCAUGAGAGGUAGUUCGAGAUUCUCUAGUUCAUUGUUUGGGGAUGAUAUCUUUAGUUCGUUUGGGGAUAGCAGACCAAUGAGUUCAGGGCCCCGGAAAGCACCGCCAAUUGAAAGAAAGUUGCCUUGUAGCCUAGAGGAUCUCUACAAGGGAACCACCAAAAAGAUGAAAAUCUCGAGGGAGAUAGCUGAUGCAAGUGGGGCAACAAUGGUGGUAGAAGAGAUUUUAACCAUCACAAUCAAACCCGGUUGGAAGAAGGGAACAAAAAUCACAUUCCCAGAGAAAGGGAACGAGGAGCCAAAUGUCAUUCCUGCAGAUCUUGUAUUCAUAAUUGACGAGAAACCACAUAGCACGUUUACAAGAGAAGGCAAUGAUCUCAUCGUCGUACAGAAAGUAUCGCUCGCUGAAGCAUUAGCAGGCUAUACAGUCCAUUUGACGACGCUGGAUGGAAGAAACUUGACAGUGCCUAUCAACAGCGUCAUAAACCCGAAUUAUGAAGAGGUGGUGGCGAGAGAAGGGAUGCCGAUACCUAAAGAGCCCUCAAAGAGAGGCAAUUUGAGGAUCAAGUUCACCAUCAAAUUCCCAACUAGAUUGACAUCGGAUCAGAAGGCUGGAGUGAAGAAAUUGCUUGCUUCCUGAGAAGAUAACUGUCUCUUCCCCCUGUUUCACUUCCCCCCUCUGAUGCUUUCAAGUUCCAUUAUAUGCACUUGCCCUUGCAAAAUUUGCUUGCAAUCUGUAUGGAAUUAUAUCAAUGGAGAAUUUUAGAUUUCAAUCAAAGAUUAUAUAGCUAAUAUCUGUACAGUUUAUAUA